AGUGAAGGAACACUCUGGCUAAAGUGUGGGCACUUUCAACGGCAUCUCGUUAUUGCCAUCGUAGAUUGCAAUUCCACACGCUGCGAGCGCAGUUACAGACACCCACCAAAUUGUCGGCAACCAAACUGUACCAAAAACUUCGGACCCGAAAUACAGCGUUCGAUCGACGAUGUUGACGAGAUAUGUUUCCAGUGUCGUACAGCACUGACUCGCAGGCGUGGUUGA
This is a messenger RNA of Suillus paluster, 225 nucleotides long. RefSeq lists its product as uncharacterized. The record is from RefSeq and is a predicted model, not a curated record. Lineage: Eukaryota; Fungi; Basidiomycota; Agaricomycetes; Boletales; Suillaceae. The transcript is spliced from 3 exons. The annotation marks the transcript as partial.